AUGUCGUUUCGACGUGUCACCGCCGCCGCGAUCCUGGCAUUAGCCACAUUCGCUUUCGCCGACAACCUCGAGGUCGCUGCCCAAACCCCGACACUAGGCUCGGACACUGUUCACGGAUGCUACUCAGAUAUCGGUCCUCUUAAAUUCGACAGCAAGCCGGAUUUCAACUCCCAAGGCGCAUGCGUAAAAGUAUGCAGAGACGAAAAGAAGCACGCUGUGGCCGCGACAUACGCAGAUUCAUGCUUUUGCGGCGACUCAUACCCGCCCAAAAGCGCCUUGGUCGACGACUCAAAGUGUAAUGAGCCAUGCCCUGGCUAUGAUACUCAAGCCUGCGGUGGCCUUGGCACCUGGACUGUCUACAACACCGGCUUGCUUGUGGCUGUGGCAGACGCCGCGGUAUCCAGUAGCUCAACAACCUCAGCAGCCCAGACAACUUCUGCAACCACUGCAGCCUCUUCCACGGCGGAUACCGUACAGACUGUCACAGCGUCAUCAGAGCCCGAAACCGACUCGAACAGCAAGAGCAGCGGUAGUAAAACUAACACGGCUGGUAUCGCCGCUGGUGUUGUCGUUGGAGUUGUGGUUAUCGCCGCCAUUGCUGGUGGAAUGUUCUUCUGGAUGCGCCGCAAGCGAAACUCGGAGCUCGAGGAGGAGCACAGACGGAAUGCUGCUGUCAACGCCUUCAUCAGCGGUGGUAAGCCCCCCAGCAGUAGUGGCGGACUCUCCAUGGCGGACUCUCGCAUGGACCCCGUCAUGAACCGAAGAGGAAGCGACGGCAGUAUCGCCGACAACCAAGAUUACUCGCGCAGAAUUCUGAGGGUAACCAAUGCGUGA
Molecule: messenger RNA, 834 nt
Organism: Anthostomella pinea
Lineage: Eukaryota; Fungi; Ascomycota; Sordariomycetes; Xylariales; Xylariaceae
Source: the annotation of a GenBank genome assembly